Messenger RNA from Monomorium pharaonis (pharaoh ant), 2818 nucleotides. RefSeq names its product tuftelin-interacting protein 11 (gene sip1). Gene Ontology annotation, molecular function: nucleic acid binding. Bases 123 to 2600 code for a protein of 825 amino acids. The transcript has 8 exons. The record is from RefSeq and is a predicted model, not a curated record. Gene Ontology annotation, cellular component: U2-type post-mRNA release spliceosomal complex. Lineage: Eukaryota; Metazoa; Arthropoda; Insecta; Hymenoptera; Formicidae. Gene Ontology annotation, biological process: spliceosomal complex disassembly.
CACCCAAUACUUUGAUCCACUGAAUGUAGCCAUAUUGGAUUCUUGCAUUCUUAGUGAGGUUAUAUUGCUACAGAGUAAUACAACAUUAUACCAAAUCAGUAUUACAAAUAAAAUACAGCAAAAUGUCUGAAGACGAGGUGGAAAGCUUCGAAAUUACUGAUUACGAUUUGGAAAAUGAAUUCAACAUAGCUCGUCCCCGACGCAAACUCUCGAAGAAACAACAAAUGCUAGGAAUAUGGGCAGAUGACAGUGAUGAGGACGAAAUAUCCGCCAGACCAUCUUUCAAAACUUACAACAAAGGUUCUAAGAAUUAUUCAGCACCAGUUAAUUUUGUUGCUGGUGGUAUACAACAAGCAGGAAAAUCAAAAGAGAAAGAAGAAAAGGAUGAUGAAGAUGAUGAAGAGGAGAUCCAGGAAGUUCACAUAAAGGACAGCUCAAGUUCAGAUGAUGAGGGACCAAAAUCACGACCAUCUUUCUCAUUAAAUUCCGAUAGCAACAUUGCAGGUCUGCGCCAAAAGCGUAAUAAGAUGGAUUCGUUACUGAUGAAAGGUGAUAUGGCUAAGUGGCAGAAACAUACAAAGGGCUUUGGCCUUAAAAUAUUGCUACAGUGUGGCUAUGAGGUUGGCAAAGGCCUAGGCAAACAGCUACAAGGGAUAAGCGUACCAAUUGAAGCACAAAUAAGAAAAGGAAGAGGUGCGAUCGGUGCGUACGGUCCAGAAAAGACACAAAAGGUACCCGAGAAAAAAAAAGAUGAUGAUGGGGAGGAAACUAAAGAAACCAAGUCCAAUGCCAAAGUAUCCCAGUGGCGAAAAAGUAAUAAUAAGAAGAAAAUCAGAUACUACUAUAGGAGUGUAGAUGAAGUUUUGGAAGAUGGAAAAUUGAAGCCUAAUAAGAAAAGAAUACCUCCAGUAUCAUCUAAUGACAUGAGUAGAGUUAAAGUUAUCGAUAUGACAGGGCCAGACACAAAAAUUCUCAGUGGAUAUCAUGCAAUAGGUGGUCAACAGUGUCCUGAUGAGACCGUAAUUACGUCCGAUAAGAAAUCUAAAGUAAACUUUGCUCUACCCCAAUUACAUAAUAAUUUGAAUUCACUUGUGGAUAUGUGUGAGCAGGAUAUUAUUCAAAACGAUCGACGAAUGAGACAUUUGAAUGAUAGAGUAGUAGCUUUAGAAGCGGAAAAGAGGAAUUUAUCCAAGGUCGUGGAGCAACAUGGCCAAUUGAUUGGCACCUUGGAGAAUGUGCUUGCGAUUGUGGAUAGGUUGAUGAACGAGACGAACGAAUUAUCGUUGCAAGAUACUGCGGAGGCUUUCAAAAAUUUGCAAGAAAAUUAUUAUGAGGAAUAUAAAAUGUACGAGCUUAGUGAAUUAGCCAGCAGUUUUGUAGCGCCAAAAAUAAAAGAUUGUCUGGCCAAUUGGAAUCCAUUGAUGCAACCAAAACAACCAAUUAAGUUAUUUCAACAGUGGAAGGAUAUCUUGGAGAAUGGUGUUAGUAUGACACUCCAAACGCAGACUAUGCAGUCAUACGACCAAUUAGUAUGGAAUGCAUGGAUGCCGUCCAUUAGAGGAGCUAUACAGCAGUGGACAUGUAGACAACCUGAGCCUUUGAUUGAAUUAAUAGAACAUUGGAUGCCGUUAUUACCCAAUUGGAUCUUGGAAAAUAUAUUAGACUUAUUAAUCUUACCAAAAUUAACCUUAGAAGUGGAAGAAUGGAAUCCUCUUACCGAUACAGUACCAAUCCAUACAUGGAUUCAUCCUUGGUUACCAUUAUUAAGAAAUCGUUUAGAUACUUUGAUUUAUCCUAUAAUACGUAGAAAACUCGGAUCUGCAUUAGGGGGUUGGCAUCCAUCGGACAGAUCCGCUAGACUAAUGCUGCAGCCUUGGGCAGAAGUGUUUGCCAAGGGAGAUAUGGAAGCGUUCUUGGUCAAGAAUAUUAUUCCAAAAUUGCAAAUAGCAUUAUCUGAAUUUGUUAUAAAUCCACAUCAGCAACACUUAGAUCAAUGGAAUUGGGUGUAUGAGUGGAAAGAAUUGAUUCCCGUUCAUAUCAUGGCAGGAUUACUAGACAAAUUCUUCUUUCCAAAAUGGUUACAAGUUUUAGCACUUUGGCUUAACCAUUCGCCUAAUUAUGAUCAAGUUACAACUUGGUACAUGGGAUGGAAAGGAAUGUUAAGUGACAAGUUACUGGCAGAACCGGUAAUAAAAGAUCAUUUCAAGAAAGCAUUGGACAUGAUGAAUAGAGCUGUCAAUGGACCACAAAAUCAUCAGCCUGGCGCACUAGAACAAGUUUCAUAUUUAACGAGCUUAGAAAGAACACAGCCAACGAUGACACCGAUUGCGCAGCCGAGAAUGGAGAGACUCGCAGAGGCAGUACGAACAGCAUCGCAAAUUCCGCAAGGUUUCAAAGAUUUUGUACAAAAAAAGUGCGAAGAAAGAGGUAUAUUAUUUAUGCCGAUCCCGAACAGAUACAAGGAAGCCAAACAAGUAUACAAAGUGGGCAAUGUUCAGGCAUACAUCGACAGUAAUGUCCUAUUUGUAUGUCAUAAUGGUACAAAUGGUAAUUGGUUACCGACGCAUGUAAAUGCCUUGCUGGAUAUGUCUGAACUUUAAUAAUAUUUGAUGACACGAUUGACUAAAAAAUAUAUUUAAUAUUAUAUGUUGCAAAUUGUAAAAUAUUUCUCUUAAAUAUCAGAAAUGUUGAUUUAGGACUUUAUCAAUUUACAUAUGUAUUUAUUUGUGUAUGUAAGUUAAAAUAUAUUAAAACUGAAUAGCGUCAUUUUUGUAUCAAAAAUGGAAACUGUACAAUAAAUCAGUAUGAUAUUUUGUUA